ACAUACAUCCUGUCUUCCUAGAAACUUGAAACUAGGAUUGGGUUAAAAUUGGAACCGAGUUUAGUGCCAUGGAUGAAUGAGUGUUUCACAUUGUUAUCGCGUCAAAACGGAAAUAAGAGGAGGGGAUUAAGCUAAUGCCUUGUCAUCACUGGGUGGCAAACUGUCGUAUUUUCAUUGAUGCGGUGUUUUCUUUCCCGUCAGGUACUUCCAGCCGUGUGGGCCCGGGGCAGUUUGGUUGGUGGACGUGAAGCUACCCACGCUUCCACCAGCCCCAAUUGGCGAGGCCACACCACACCACACCACGCGGGAGCGGGGCGGGCACCAGAAGCAGACGGCGAGCGAGCGACACACCUCUCAUCUGCCCGCCCCUCUCCUCCGUCCAGCCUCUCCCCCUCUCCUCUCCUCUCCUCCCAAAACAAGAGCAGCGAGACGCGCGCGCGCGCGCCACGAGCUGGUGGAACCUCGCCGCCUCCCGCGGCAGAUCUCGCGCCGAGCCCUGGUUUCGACGCGAGAUCCGCGCCCGCCGUCCGCCGCUCGCCGCCUCCGUCCCGGAGCAUUACCAGGAUUAUACUUCCACCUUGAAGAUGGCGAUCGGAUUACUAGCGUUUGAGAGCCACCAGGGGCUCUGGAACAGCGGAUACUAUUCACAGUUGUUUGGAAUUGGAGGAGUUCUCAUCACUCUUACCAUUCUUAUGUUAUCCACGGGCUACUUUGGGGGAAUUGGUGCCCCAUUUGCUCCAUAUUUCUGGCCGUAUCUAGGACAAGUUCCAAAGAAGAGGGAACGCAAAAGGCCUGUGAGAGUGUACAUGGAUGGAUGCUUUGAUCUCAUGCACUACGGCCAUGCAAAUGCAUUGCGGCAGGCCAAAUUGCUGGGCGAUCAGCUUGUAGUUGGAGUGGUUAGUGAUGAGGAGAUUGUGGCAAACAAAGGUCCACCUGUCCUUUCUAUGGAAGAGAGGUUGACUCUUGUUAGUGGUCUCAAGUGGGUCGAUGAGGUCGUUCCCAAUGCACCCUAUGAGAUAACAGAAGAAUUCAUGAAUACUCUCUUCAACAAGUACAGCAUUGAUUACAUUAUUCAUGGAGAUGAUCCUUGUCUUCUACCUGAUGGCACUGAUGCAUAUGCGCUAGCGAAGAAGGUCGGGCGUUACAAGCAAAUCAAGCGAACAGAAGGUGUCUCGAGCACUGACAUAGUUGGGAGGAUAUUGCUAACAUUCAGGCAGAAAGAUGCUGACACUGAUUUAAGUGUUGUCGUUGCUGAGAAGUCUGGAGAGAAAUCAAAUGAUGAAGUGAAAAGUCAGCUAUCUCAUUUCCUUCCAACUUCUCGCCGGAUCAUGCAGUUUUCAAAUGGGCAGGCUCCUUCGCCAGGUGCUCGUGUUGUCUAUGUAGAUGGCACAUUUGAUCUUUUCCACGCUGGCCAUGUUGAGUUCCUCAGGAGUGCCAGACAACUUGGUGACUUUCUUCUUGUGGGUAUCUAUGACGACGAGUCGAUCAGGGAUAGAAGAGGCUGUCGUCCUAUAAUGCAUCUCCAUGAGCGUACUCUUGGUGUUCUUGCCUGCCGUUAUGUUGAUGAAGUCAUUAUUGGUGCACCAUGGGAAGUUUCUAAGGACAUGAUCACUACGUUUAACAUUUCAUUGGUUGUCCAUGGGACUGUAGCUGAGGGCAAUUCAGCUGGUGAAAUUGAUCCUUAUGCUGUUCCAAAGAGCAUGGGGAUUUUCCAGACAAUCAGGAGCCCAAAAUCUAUAACAACAUUGUCAGUGGCGACAAGAAUAGUUGACAAUCAUGAAGCUUACAAGAAGAGGAACCUGAAAAAGAAGGCUAGCGAAGACCGGUACUACACACAAAAGAAAUUCGUUUCUGGAGACUAGUGCUGCACAAGGAGUGUAUAUUUCUGCCAGCAGUCCGAGGAAAUGCAUGUGCCACCCUGUAUUGAUGUUAUUCUACAGCAGAGACUGGAACAGAUAAUCAGCAAUAGAAAGGUCACAAUGAUAGUUUGAGCAAUGGUGUGGAUGGACCAAGCUAGGGAAGAGAGAGAGAGAGAGAGAGGGAGAAAACUGUCACAUUCUUCUGCUGUCGCCCUUUUAGGAACGCUCACAUGACAUGAGGAGUUCACAUAAACGAUUCUUUUUCUUUCUGACUUUGUUAUCCCCGUAUGGGGAUUUAUAUAUAUCUGUAGCUGAAGGCCUUCAGCAAACCGUUGUUGUAUACUUGUGUGUUGUUACUUAACAGCGUGUGUAGUGAUUAGCACUGCACACUCCCUGAUUGUACCAUGGUAUAUUGAAUGUUUAUACUGCUGGAAGAAAAAAAGGGGGACCUUGUGAUGGUCAGAUGUUUAAUUUA
Messenger RNA from Zea mays, 2334 nucleotides. RefSeq names its product ethanolamine-phosphate cytidylyltransferase. Gene Ontology annotation, cellular component: cytoplasm. The transcript has 10 exons. The record is from RefSeq and is a predicted model, not a curated record. Lineage: Eukaryota; Viridiplantae; Streptophyta; Magnoliopsida; Poales; Poaceae. The coding region runs from base 585 to 1862 and encodes 425 amino acids. Gene Ontology annotation, molecular function: ethanolamine-phosphate cytidylyltransferase activity. Gene Ontology annotation, biological process: phosphatidylethanolamine biosynthetic process.